UGAUGUCUUGCCAACAAAAUUUUGCCCACCACCUCCCCACCCUCCGGUUUCCCGUUUCCACCACCGUCGUCUUCAUCCGCCGCCACCAGCCACCCAUAUCCGCAUCGUCUCUUCACCAUUCUCAAGAAACUUCAGAUAAAAUUCUCCGAACACAUAACGCAAAAUCCACCUCACUCCUCUUCUUAAUAGAUAAAGCUUCUCCGAAAGGAGAAAAUCAAAAUGGUUAUGAAUACGAUGAGAUAUCGAAGCUUUUGGAGCUAUCGAUGGCUAGAAAAAGGACGCCUCAGUUUCCAGGCUCAAUCUACGUUCAAUCUCCGGCCGACGUCGAUGUAAACUCAUCAUUGCCAGCAAUCUUUAAUGGAGAAAAUGAUGAUUAUGAUUUUGAGGUGAUUAUGAGGGCCGUUGAGAUCAGGAGGGAAGUGACAUUGGAGAUUUUUAAGGAAGCUAUGAGGAAAGGGAAAUUUGGGAUCACUUAUUCUACGAAUUUGGCUUCAAAAUUGUUCCCUGAGUUUAUUGAUUAUGUUAUGAUUCAAGCUGCAUCAAUCAAACAGUUGCCUGAAUUUGCUAAUUCUUCCUUCAAUGUUCGUGCCAAAGCUUGCUUAGAAAGCUCCAAUGUCGUCCCUCUAAUAAGGUGGCUGAAACACAAUGGGUUGUCAUAUCCCCAAAUUGGGAAGCUAAUUUGCAGUUCAAGAGGAAAUAUUGAGUCAAUUCGGAGUACCGCUGAAUGGCUCAAGUCAAUUCAUGUGAAUGGGAGAUUUAUUGGAGUUGCAUUACUUAGAGCUGGAAAGAAUAUAUUGGAGCGCAACACCGAAGAGUUGGAUGAGAUUGUUUGGUACUUGGAGAAAAACGGAGUUAGAAGGGAGUGGAUGGGUUAUGUAGUUAGCAGGUGUCCUGAGUUGUUGUCUUUUAGCAUGGAGGAACUUAAGAAUCGCACAAAUUUUUACUUUGAUAUGGGUAUGAACGAGAAAGAUUUUGGGACGAUGGUUUUUGACUUCCCCAAAGUGCUUGGAUUCUAUUCUUUUGAGGAAAUGAACCAAAAGGUUGCAUAUUUGAAGGAGUUUGGCCUUGGUAACGAAGAUGUGGGGAGAUUGUUAGCAUUUAGACCACAAUUGAUGGGAUGUAGCAUUGAAGAAAGAUGGAAGCCUCUCGUUAAGUACCUUUAUUAUCUUGGGAUCUCUCGAGAUGGUAUGAGGAGAAUUCUUACCGUUAAACCUAUGGUCUUCUGUUUUGAUUUGGAGAGCAAUAUAGUUCAAAAGGUGCAAUUCUUUCGUGACAUAGGUGUUCAACAAAAAGGAAUUGCUAGUAUGCUUGUCAAGUUUCCUUCACUUCUAACUUACAGUCUCUACAAGAAAAUACGACCCGUGGUAAUUUUUUUGUUGACAAAAGCUGGAGUUUCCCAGACGGACAUUGGAAAGGUGAUAGGAUUGGGGCCAGAGCUCUUGGGGUGCAGCAUAUCAAAGAAAUUGGAACCUAAUGUCAAAUACUUCCUCUCACUUGGCAUAGACCUUAAAACAUUGGGUGAAAUGAUUGCUGAUUUUCCCAUGCUCCUUCGCUACAAUAUUGACAUUCUUCGCCCAAAGUAUCGGUAUUUGAGAAGAACCAUGGUCCGCCCUCUAAACGAUCUCAUAGAGUUUCCACGCUUCUUUAGCUAUUCUCUCGAAGAGCGAAUCAUACCUCGGCACAAGAUUCUUGUGGAGAAUCGUGUAAAUUUUAAGCUUAGGUACAUGCUCUCGUGCACAGACGAAAAUUUUCAUCAAAGAGUUGAGGCUGCUGUUCAAAGGCGGCAGAUGUUCGAAUCAGGGAUCUCAAACAAUAUAGAAUCAGAUUCUCCAACUGAUGACUCUUCCGAGGAUGAAACCGAAGACGAAUUUUCAACACUUGCUGAUUGAUUUCCAUUGCCAUCUUACACAUAUUUGUAAAUAAUGGUUUGUAAGAUAUGAUUUUGGUACAAAUGAUUAGAGGCAAGAAAGUUAGCAA
This is a messenger RNA of Cynara cardunculus var. scolymus (artichoke), 1977 nucleotides long. RefSeq names its product transcription termination factor MTERF2, chloroplastic. NCBI's taxonomy places the organism in Eukaryota, Viridiplantae, Streptophyta, Magnoliopsida, Asterales, Asteraceae. Gene Ontology annotation, molecular function: double-stranded DNA binding. The transcript is spliced from 6 exons. The record is from RefSeq and is a predicted model, not a curated record. Bases 3 to 1889 code for a protein of 628 amino acids. Gene Ontology annotation, biological process: regulation of DNA-templated transcription.